UGACUCGUCCGGAAGUGGCGUGGGAUCGCAAUUCAACCUUGCAGUCGUUGUCCGUCGCAUUCACAUACUCGUAGGGCGACGAGCCCGCUCUCUGUCUUUUCACACAAUACCCGCCGGGUGGUUUACUUGCAGGCCAGUUACCUGAAGACUCGCCAGAUAUUCUCUUUGAAUAGUUUGAACUAAUCACGUUUCGCUCGUUUUUGUUCAAUCUCUUCACAACGCACGUUGAACGUAACCAGGCCAGGGCCCUGCCGCUGCAUACACCAAAUAUCACCCGACAUUCACCUAUCGAACGCUCACACAACACCCCUUUAAUUGCUCAUAUCUAGACGGAGCCAUGACCAUCACGUUCGGCUCCUUCGAUGGAGUGUGCAGCACUGCUGCUCUCGUCAUCUGUCCAUUGAUGGGCACCUCUGGAGAAGGCGUAGAACCUACUUGCUACUCGCGCAACGUUCAAAUCGGCCAGACCCUCAUAUUUCAGCCUUCUACAUGUUUUGUCCACAUCGUUGCAAUAAUCAUGACUGCAAUUAUGAUCUACCAUAUUCGCUCAAAGUACACUGCAGUGGGACGAAAAGAGAUUGUGAUGUUCUUUUGGAUGUACAUGGUCAUCGAACUUCUCGCAAUGUUCCUAGACUCGGGAAUCAUACCGACUUCAAACGUCAGCUAUCCGUGGUUUGCUGCAGGCUAUACAGGUCUAGUAGCAGCUGCCUACUGCUGUCUGCUCAUCAACGGCUUCGUUGGAUUCCAAUUCGCUGAAGACGGGACGCCUCUCUCUCUUUGGCUUCUUCGGCUAUGCUGUUUCGCCGUCUUCGGAGCAUCAUUCUUCAUUGCUAUCGCCACCUUCAAAUCUUUUGUUUCAUUCUCCCCAACAAAACCUAUCGCGCUCUUCGUCAUUUACCUCAUCUGGCCCAUCCUGUGCGUCGCCACAUAUACUAUAUUACAGCUCGUCCUUGUAUUCCGGACUCUUGACGACCGCUGGCCCCUGGGCGACAUCAUCUUCGGAAUCUCGUUCUACGCGAUCGCUCAAGUUCUUCUGUUCGCUUUCAGCGUCACCAUCUGUGACGCUAUCAAGCAUUACUUGGAUGGCCUGUUCUUCUUCACUCUGUGUGUUUUGUUGAGUGUUAUGAUGGUCUACAAAUACUGGGACAGUAUCACGCGUGAAGACCUCGAGUUCUCCGUUGGAUCUAAAGCUGCGGUUUGGGAAGUCAAGGACCCGCUUCUCACGGCUUCAGCCACAACUCCUGGUACAGACUACGAGGAAGACGCAUCAAGCUACCAUGCUGGAGCUGCGAGCCUUGUCGGCGGUGUUAGUGGUACCCAGUAUUACGGCGGCAAGCAAGCAUAUGGUGCCCAGGGUGGUUACGGACAAGGAGGCUAUGGUGGCGCGCGAAGGGCUUAUCCACCAACAUCUGAAGGCUAUUGAGGACUUUGAAAAGGACUAUUACGCAAACGUAGAUAUGGACGACAGUGAAUUCACGGUACUUUCUACAGACACUAGCUUUAAUUCACUCUCAUGAUCAGGAUGCUUACGAGUGA
This is a messenger RNA of Suillus discolor, 1536 nucleotides long. RefSeq names its product chitin synthase III catalytic subunit-domain-containing protein. Bases 338 to 1423 code for a protein of 361 amino acids. The transcript has 4 exons. Gene Ontology annotation, cellular component: endoplasmic reticulum membrane. The record is from RefSeq and is a predicted model, not a curated record. Lineage: Eukaryota; Fungi; Basidiomycota; Agaricomycetes; Boletales; Suillaceae. Gene Ontology annotation, biological process: protein folding.